Carassius gibelio (silver crucian carp) is the source of this 2785-nucleotide messenger RNA. RefSeq names its product annexin A11-like. The transcript has 15 exons. The coding region runs from base 146 to 1744 and encodes 532 amino acids. Gene Ontology annotation, molecular function: calcium-dependent phospholipid binding; calcium ion binding. Lineage: Eukaryota; Metazoa; Chordata; Actinopteri; Cypriniformes; Cyprinidae. The record is from RefSeq and is a predicted model, not a curated record. Gene Ontology annotation, biological process: cytokinetic process; phagocytosis. Gene Ontology annotation, cellular component: cytoplasm.
AUUGUUUGGAGUGGCACAGUCAUGGAAAGAAUGAGUCCCACCCACCUCAUUAAAUAUUACGUAGCGUGUCUCGCGCUCGAGCGCAGCGCAGAGGCACUCUGGACAUAGGAAGUGACUGACGGGCCGUAGCGUAAACCGCAGGACAAUGAGUUAUCCAGGCUAUCCUCCCCAGUCCGGUUAUCCUCCCCAGGCCGGUGGAUACCCACCCCAACCCGGGGCUUAUCCUCCAGCUGCAGGAGGUUACCCUCCUCAGCCUGGGAUGUACCCCCCACAGGCAGGUGGAUACCCUCCCCAACCUGGAGCUUACCCGUCCCAGCCAGGUGCCUAUCCUGGCCAGCCCGGGUCAUAUCCUUCUGUGCCUUCAGGAGGUUGGGGUGCUCCCGGUGCUCCUAUUGGCUUGGAUAAUUUGCCGAAUCCUGGAUUCAAUGCAUCAAAUCUCCCAGCAAUGGUAAAUCAGUUUGCCGCCAAUAGUGGAUUUACCCCAAAUCCAUCCAUGUUCCCUCAAGUGCCUGGUGGCUAUCCUGGCCCCCAGCCUGGGGGCCCACCAGCCCCCUCCCCUAACCAGCCCUAUGGCAUGUACCCUCAGCCAGGAGGAGGUAUGCCCCAAGGUCCGGGAAUGGGUUACCCUGGAGGCCCAACCCCGGGUCAGCAGAUGCCAGGCUUCCCAAACGCCCCAGCACCCACUCCGUCCAUGCCUAGCUAUCCCAAAGCACCCUCACCCAACCCGUCCAUGCCCGCAUAUGGAGGAGGUUACGGAGGAGCUGCACCUGCUGUUCCAGCUAUCAAUCGUGGAUUCAGAGGGACCAUCCAAGACUUCCCUGGAGCUGAUCCUCUGAGAGAUGCGGAAGUCCUCAGGAAGGCCAUGAAAGGCUUUGGCACAGAUGAACAAGCCAUCAUUAAUUUACUCGGAAGUCGCUCCAACAAGCAGCGUGUGCCACUCUGUGUGUCAUACAAGACUGCGUAUGGAAAGGAUUUGAUUAAGGACCUGAAGUCUGAGCUUUCAGGAAACUUUGAGAAUCUGGUGCUGGCCAUGUUGAAGACUCCUGCUCAGUUUGAUGCAUAUGAGCUCAAAGAGGCCAUCAAGGGAGCAGGGACGGAUGAGGCCUGUCUGAUUGAAAUCUUGUCCUCGCGCUCUAAUGCAGAGAUCCGAGAGAUCAAUCAAGUCUUCAAAGCUGAAAAUAAGAAAUCACUGGAGGACUUCAUCAGUGGAGACACAUCUGGACAUUUCCGCAGACUUCUGAUCUCUCUUGCUCAGGGUAACCGUGAUGAGAGCGAGAAUGUGGACAUAUCAUUAGCCAAACAGGAUGCUCAGACUCUCUAUCAAGCAGGGGAAAAUAAACUUGGCACAGAUGAGUCGAAGUUCAAUGCCAUCCUGUGCGCUCGGAGCAAAGCUCACCUCAGAGCAGUGUUUCAGGAGUAUCAGCACAUGUGUGGCAGAGACAUUGAGAAGAGCAUCGAUAGGGAGAUGUCUGGAGAUCUGGAGAGCGGCAUGCUGGCUGUCGUGAAAUGCAUCAAGAACACACCGGCCUACUUUGCAGAGAGACUCUACAAGGCCAUGAAGGGAGCAGGAACCAAGGACCGCACUUUGAUUCGCAUCAUGGUGACCCGCUCUGAAGUGGACAUGAUGGACAUUCGUCAGGAAUACAUGAAGAACUAUGGGAAAUCUCUAUACACAGCCAUAUCUGGAGACACUUCUGGGGAUUAUAAGAAACUACUGCUGAAGCUCUGCGGUGGAAGUGAUUAGAAGAUACAGAUGCUCGCAGACAUUAAGAGGACAUGAAGCCACACCACGAUUCCUAUACAUUUAAUGCAUUAGUUUAGUUUGCACUCUAUUACUAACUUGCAUGUUUUACUGUAGUCAAGUGCAUAUGUGACCCUGGACCACAAAACCAGUCUUAAGUGUCAAUAAAUAAGCUUCCCAUUGAUGUAUGGUUUAUUACGAUCGGACAAUAUUUGAAAAUCUGGAAUCUGAGGUUGCAAAAAAAUCAAAAUAAUGCGAAAAUCACCUUUAAAGUUGUCCAAACGAAGUUCUUAGCUAUACAUAUUACUAAUCAAAAAUUAAGUUUUGAUAUAUUUACGGUUGGAAAUUUACUAAAUAUCUUCAGAUUUUUGGCAUAAAGAAAAAUCGAUAAUUUUGACCCAUACAAUGUAUUUUUGGCUAUUGCUACAAAUACACCUCAGUGACUUAAGACUGGUUUUGUGCUCCAGGGUCACAUAUAUGCUGCACGUUACAUUUCAUGCUCUUUUAUUAAUGUAUUUUUAUUUUCUAGAGUAGCAAACCAUAUCUGAAUGUGCCUUCUACACUCAAAACAGUGGAUUAAUUAAUUAAUGUUUAUAUCAGGAAGAGUGCAUAUAUAUUUGAUGUAUUCAUUUUCUCCAAGUAUACUUUGUUUGCAAGUUGAUUCAAGAAAAUUCUGGACCGAGUAUUGUGCACAGAUCUGAAUGCCAAACAUGUUUUUACACUUAUGUUUUUUUUUUUAAGAAAAAUACAUAUACUGGGGAUAAUGUGCCAUAAUUGUUAGAUGUAGUCAUCAUGUUCGGCAUAAAUUUAAAUUUUAUAGUAAAAAAAUGUAUAUUUGCUGCAUCCUAUGCAUAAAUACACUAAGCUUAUUUUUAUAUAUGCAUAACUAUACACAUUUCUUUUGUUGUAACCAUUAUGAUUUUUGGCCUCUUCCUUUUUGAGAAAAGUGGUAAUGAUGGUGCUGUCUUUGUGUUUCUUAUUUGUUUACUCUGUACAGAGCCAAACACACAUAUGAAAUGCUAAGUAAAUUCUGCCUGAAAGAGA